Messenger RNA from Penicillium diatomitis, 1014 nucleotides. RefSeq lists its product as uncharacterized. The coding region runs from base 1 to 1014 and encodes 337 amino acids. The record is from RefSeq and is a predicted model, not a curated record. The transcript has a single exon. Lineage: Eukaryota; Fungi; Ascomycota; Eurotiomycetes; Eurotiales; Aspergillaceae.
AUGGAUACCCCUCGAAAUCGAAAGCAGCGUCGUGCCGCUGCAGCUGCUGCCACCACCGCCGAGAGUACACAGACCACCUCGUCUAGAGUAUCAGAUAUUCCACUUGCUCUUCCCGAUCGCAGCGGGGAUUCGAAGAGCAAUGUGCCGACUCUGUAUGACAUCAUUGAGAAGCGACAAAAGGAGCUCCUGAAGCAAGCAGAUGUGCUGAAUGCCGGUUCGACGCCGAGAGCGCAGCAUGGACGACCAUCAAAAUCAACAGGGACGCGGAUCGUGACAGUUGACGAGGCGGGCAACUUGGUGGAUGCGGAUGGCAAGGUCGAGAGUGAAUUGCUGGUCGGUCGAAGAAAGGGAGCUGGACAGCGGUCGCAGAGACAGCGCACAGCUCCGUCAAAGGAUGACAGCAAAGUCGAGAAUGAUGAGGACGACAACGAGGACCCGGAUGAAGAUGAAGACGACGAAUCCGAGAUCCAAGGCAAAGAUGAAUCUCUUCCGCCUCUUCUCGAUACCAUCCUCCUUUCAAUCCCAUUGACCACCCUGCAUCUGACCCUCGCCUACCUCGCCGCGCAUCAAUACGCCGAAUCUACGAACGUGCUGGGCCUGAUCAAGGAGUCCGUCUUUCUAACCUUCCCCCUCCUUACUUUCCUCGUCCACUUUGUCCACGGCCACAUUGUCUCCUUGCGAUUACACCAUAGUCUGGGGUUUCUAGCUUCGGGCUCGCAGCCCGUCUCCGUGCUCCCGCUCACGAGGGACAAGCUGUCGGUUUCGUUCCUCCUCCGACUCGUCUUCCCGCCUACGCCUCGGACUCUGAUAUUGUUGCCGAUUGCGGCUUUGUUGGGGUCGCAUUUGAUUGUCGUGACGAAUGGGGAACCGUAUUAUGCGGUGAUGAAAAAGGCGCCCGCGUACGGGACCAUGUGGAUCUGGUGUAUUCUGGAGAUGUCGUUUGGACCGGCGGCUUUGGGAGCCUUGGGUCCGCUGGCUUGGGGUGUAUAUUGGAAGGGAUAUCAGAUUGUCUAA